Molecule: messenger RNA, 321 nt
Organism: Gaeumannomyces tritici R3-111a-1
Lineage: Eukaryota; Fungi; Ascomycota; Sordariomycetes; Magnaporthales; Magnaporthaceae
Exons: 2
Coding region: 1-321 (106 amino acids)
Source: RefSeq, a predicted model, not a curated record
AUGGCCUCCACUCUGCGUGAGAUUCCCGGCAGAUCUGGCACUGGCUGCGAAGAAAAACGAGUAUCGAAAAAGGUCAAAUGUGUAGCAGAAGUCCGGAUAUCUCACGCGGCUGCCACGUGCCCCGAAAUGCAGCCUGCGACCUUUGCAUCAUCAUGUGACUGUAUUCGCGUAGCUCACGUGACUAUCGCUGCCGAUCUCGCAUCAUACAGCAUUUUCGCCCAAGCGGGGUUCCAUGGCAGGAGCAGUUUUAUUCAACCGCCCAUCUCCCGGCUGGGCGGGUUAGGGUUGCACAAGUACCUGGCCCAAAUUAGAAGGAUCUAG